UUUCUCUUAGCCGUUGUUGCAGAAGUGAGAAAAAGGACGUUUGAAAAAGAAAGAGAGAUGGUGGGAGAAGGAUGGAGAAAGCUCACAGUUGUGCUGUUCAUCUUGUUAUCCCUUGCUUCCGGUUGGAUGGUGGCGGAGACGGAAGGAAGGGUUUGCUACAGGCCGAGCCCAAGGUUGAAGGGAGUGUGUAGUUCGAACGACGAUUGUAUUGCAGUGUGCGAUGGAUUUUGCUCCCAUGGAAAGUGCAUGUGUGAAGUCCCUUGCUGAUUAUGUAUGUAAUAUGUGGAACAAAGCUGUUUUGUUAAAUAAGCUGCUGCUGCAGCUGAA
Molecule: messenger RNA, 327 nt
Organism: Cucumis sativus (cucumber)
Lineage: Eukaryota; Viridiplantae; Streptophyta; Magnoliopsida; Cucurbitales; Cucurbitaceae
Product: defensin-1-like
Exons: 2
Coding region: 58-267 (69 amino acids)
Source: RefSeq, a predicted model, not a curated record